Molecule: messenger RNA, 4098 nt
Organism: Acanthosepion pharaonis
Lineage: Eukaryota; Metazoa; Mollusca; Cephalopoda; Sepiida; Sepiidae
Source: the annotation of a GenBank genome assembly
AUGGACCAGAAUAGUUCGCAAAAGUGCCGAAACACUGUCAAAGAUAUCCAUUCUGACGGUCUCAAUCUUGAACUCAUUCCUGUGAUUAAAUUUUCCGCGAACUUAACCAUAACACCACCGCAUUUACGCAAUCAGGAAGCGAAAGAAGCGCUGAAAUAUAAAUGCGUAUUCUCUCUACUCAAAGGCUCGAACCUGAAACACUUUCCUAAAGAAACAAUAACUCCACGCUCGGCGUUCUCUUUUGACGUGCGGAUUAUAAUGAUGAAGGCAGGAUUUAUGAGUCCGCGGUUAGAUAUGUUCGCUGAGCGCGAAAUGAAGCAGGCGUCCGCUAGACCCUUUCUCGUGUGCAUCUUCACCCCACACGCACCUUGUCUGAAUUUUGUAAUUUUCUUUCUUUCUUUCUUUCUUUCUUUCUUUCUUUCUUUCUUUCUUUCUUUCUUUCUUUCUCCGUUUAUUUUUCUUUUCUUGUUAAUUAGUUUUGCCUUUCCCGACUCCAGUUACUGUCGCUUCUCUUCUCUUUCUUUCUUUCUUUCUUUCUUUCUUUCUUUCUUUCUUUCUUUCUUUCUUUCUUUCCAAUUGUCUAUCUCUCACUCCAAUCUCUCCCGCCGACUUUCGUCUUACAUCUACCUUCUCUGGUUGAUCUAUUUGCGUUCUCUUUUUUCUCUCUCUCUUCUCUUCAUUCCACCUUACAUCGCCUCCUCUCUCUUUCAUCAUGAUCUCUUUUCUCCUCUUUAUAUUCGACUAACUUCUUUCUUUCUUUCUUUCUUUCUUUCUUUCUUUCUUUCUUUCUUUCUUUCUUUCUUUCUUUCUUUUUGUAUCUCUUUCUCUAUCUCUUAUCUCAACACCUUUUCUUCCACUCUUUCUUUGUAUUUUGCCACCCUCUUAACUUCUAUUAAUCUCUCCUCCUACAAUCUUCUGUUUCUCUCUCUCAGCGUCUUUAUUUUCCCGCCUUCCCUCUCUCGCUUUAUUCCUAUACAAUUUCUCUUCACUUUUUUUGUUUACUUUUUUCGUACGCUUAUUCACCAUUCCCCUUUUCCUCGUUGUAUUUUUCCUCCUCCCUCUUCAUUUAUCAUUCGGUCUCCCUCUCCCUAUCUUCUCUCAUACCGUUCGCAUCAACUUCUCUCUUUCUUAUUCCUUAUGAAGUUCUAUAUUUCUCCCUCUUUUCUCUCUCCUCUCGUUAACUUCAUUAAUCUCUCUCUCUCUCUCUCUCUCUCUCUCUCUCUCUCUCUGUGUCGUUUUUGUAAAAACCUUUUCCUUUACCACCUUCGAUAUUUUUUUGUGUUUCAAUUUUUAUUCUUUCCUCAUUGCUUUUUCUUCAUUCCAUCUCUUACGCUUGAUUUUGUUUUUACCUGCAACUUUUGCGUAUUCAUUUCUCGCCCUUGUCUUCUUCCUUGCUUUCUUCCUUUCUUUCUUUCUUUCUUUCUUUCUUUUUCCUACCUUUUCUUUCUCUCUUUCUUUCUUUCUUUCUCUCUCUCUUUCUUUCUUUCUUUCUUUCUUUCUUUCUACUUUUAUUUUCCUCUACGCCUUCCCGCCUCUGAGUUUCUUUCUUUCUUCCUUCCUUCCUUCCUUUCUUUCUUUCUUUCUUUCUCUUUUUUCAUUGUGUCCAUUCUCCUUUAUUUCCACCACCCCUUUUUCCUAACUCAUUUUCAAUAUUUUUCUUCUCUUUACCUUUUAUAUUUUCUCUAUUUUUGUCUAUUUCCCACGGGAUAUCCUGGGAUAAUUUACUUCUUGCUUCUUCCUUCCAACUUUUUUCCAUCUAUUUAUUCUCUUUCUGAAUAUCCUAUUCUCUCUUCCCUCACUCCUACUCCCCGACAACCUAUUCAUUCUCUUUCUAUAUUUCUUUCAUACUUUCUCUCUCUCUUUUCCUCCCUUUUCCUCCCUUUCCGUAUGCCUAUUCAUUCUCUGUCUGUCUGUAUUGUUCUCUCCUCCUCUCUCUCUUCACCGCCCUUUCCUUCCUUUACGCUCUGUCAGCCAAUUCACCCACUUUCUGAAUAUCCUAUUCUUUCUCUCUCUCCUACUCUCUGUCAAUGUUUCAUUCGCUUUCUGUGUGUUCUAUUCUCUCCGUUACGCAAUCUCUCUCUCUCUCCCUCUCUCUCUCUCACUCUCUCUCUCUUCACCGUUCUUUCCCGGCUUUACUCUCUUUUCAGCCCAUUCAUUCUCAUUUAUUUCGCUUUUGAUUCUCUCGCAUUGCUGGUCUCUCUUUUCAACUUCCAUUUGCCUUUAUCAUAUCCCCUUUCUUUAUCUCUCCCGACUUUCUCUCAACGUAUUCAUUCUCUUUCUAUACGUCCUCGUCUCUCACUCUCCGAUUUUCUCUCUCUACCUUACUCUCUGUCACUCUUCAAUAGUCUCUCACUCUCUCUUACUCUUGCAUACUCUCGCUCUUCCAUACGCUCAUUUCCUGUUUUCUCAUUUCUUCUCUGUCAGGCUAUUCAUUCUCUUUCUGGAUAUACACAUUUCUCAUUCUCUCUCUUUUCCCUGCUAUCUCUCUCUCUUACUAUCUGUCAACCUAUCCAUUUUCUAUUUUGGUUGUCCUCUUCUCUCUUUCUUACCCUCUUUCUUCGCUGUUCUUUCUCUCCCUUACUUUUUGUCAGCCUAUUCAUUUUCUUUCUGGCUGUCCUCAUCUCUCUUUCCUACUCCCUCUUUCUUGCCCCCCCUUAUUCUCUUUCAGCCUAUUCAUUUUCUUUCUGUCUGUCCUUGUCUCUCUUUUCUAUUCUCUCUUUCUUGUCCCCACUUACUCUCUUUCAGCCUAUUCAUUUUCUUUUUCUGUCUGUCCUUGUCUAUCUUUCCUACUCCCUCUUUCUUGCCCCCCCCCUAUUCUCUUUCAGCCUAUUCAUUUUCUUUCUGUCUGUUCUUGUCUCUCUUUUCUAUUCUCUCUUUCUUGUCCCCACUUACUCUCUUUCAGCCUAUUCAUUUUCUUUCUGUCUGUCCUUGUCUCUCUUUCCUACUCCCUCUUUCUUGCCCCCCCCUAUUCUCUUUCAGCCUAUUCAUUUUCUUUCUGUCUGUCCUUGUCUCUCUUUUCUAUUCUCUCUUUCUUGUCCCCACUUUACUCUCUUUUCAGCCUAUUCAUUUUCUUUCUGGCUGUCCUCAUCUCUCUUUCCUACUCCCUCUUUCUUGCCCCCCUUAUUCUCUUUCAGCCUAUUCAUUUUCUUUCUGUCUGUCCUUGUCUCUCUUUUCUAUUCUCUCUUUCUUGUCCCCACUUACUCUCUUUCAGCCUAUUCAUUUUCUUUCUGGCUGUCCUCAUCUCUCUUUCCUACUCCCUCUUUCUUGCCCCCCUUAUUCUCUUUCAGCCUAUUCAUUUUCUUUCUGUCUGUCCUUGUCUCUCUUUUCUAUUCUCUCUUUCUUGUCCCCACUUACUCUCUUUCAGCCUAUUCAUUUUGUUUCUGUCUGUCCUUGUCUCUCUUUUCUACUAUCUCUUUCUUCUGUCCUCGUCUCUCUUUCCUAAUCUCUCUCUCUCUCUUACUUUCCCCCUUACUGUCUGCCAGCCUAUUCCUUUUCUUUGUGGUUGUCUUCUCUCUUUCCUACUCUCUCUUCGUUGUUCUUUCUAUCCCUUACUCUUUGUCAGCCUGUUCAUUUUCUUUCUGGUUGUUCUCGUCUCUCUUUCUUAUUCUCUCUUUCUUGUUCCCCCCUACUCUCUUUCAGCCUCUUUAUUUUCUUUCUGGCUCUCCUCGUCUCUCUUUCUUAUUCUCUCUUUCUUGUUCCCCAAUUACUCUCUUUCUGCCUAAUCAUUUUAUUUCUGGCUGUCCUCGUCUCUCUUUCCUAAUCUCUCUUUCUUUUUACCCCCUUACUCUCUUUCAGCCUGUUUAUUUUCUUUCUGGCUGUCCACGUCUCUCUUUCUUACUCUCUCUUUCUUUGCCUUCUUCUCACUUUCCUACUGUCUCUUACUUAUUCUUUCCCUACCUCACUCUCUUUCACUCUAUUAAUUUUCUUUCUGGGUGUUCUCUUCUCUCUUUCCUACACUCUUCCUUACUCUCCGUCAGCUUAUUCAUUCUCUUUAUAUCUCUCGCUUUCCUUCUCUCUCUCUCUCUCUCUGCUAUUUUCCUUUGCCAUUAUCUUUCCCCUUUCUCCUUCUCUCUCCCUCUCCCAGCUGUUAUAUCUUAA